Heterostelium album PN500 is the source of this 1155-nucleotide messenger RNA. It is a transcript of the gene drpp40, whose product is annotated as RNase P protein subunit. The transcript is spliced from 4 exons. Lineage: Eukaryota; Evosea; Eumycetozoa; Acytosteliales; Acytosteliaceae. Gene Ontology annotation, biological process: endonucleolytic cleavage in ITS1 to separate SSU-rRNA from 5.8S rRNA and LSU-rRNA from tricistronic rRNA transcript (SSU-rRNA, 5.8S rRNA, LSU-rRNA); tRNA 5'-leader removal; tRNA 3'-end processing. Gene Ontology annotation, cellular component: ribonuclease MRP complex; multimeric ribonuclease P complex. The coding region runs from base 1 to 1155 and encodes 384 amino acids. The record is from RefSeq and is a predicted model, not a curated record. Gene Ontology annotation, molecular function: ribonuclease P activity; ribonuclease MRP activity.
AUGAGUUCAAGAUUUAAAUUUACAACUGGUACAAGUAGUAUUGUCGGUUCAGAUCCAAAGACAUUGGGAAAGAUACUGUUACGACGAUCGAAAUUCGAAAAUCAAACAGUUUUUAAUGAAAUCGAUCAUUUAAGAACAUAUAUAUAUACACAUUGGUUUAAUCAAACAAUAAGCAUAAUAAUUGCAUUUAAAAAUAAUAAUAAUAAUAAUAACAAUAGUAAUGAAAGUAAACAAUCAUCAUCGAAUAAGAAUACAUUAUCAUCACAAUCAUCAGUUAAACUACAAAUAGAAUCUGAACUCUCAAGUAUAUUUGGUGAGAGAAUCUCAACAUCUACACCAUUCAAUUCUUUCUAUUGCAUAGAUGUCACACUAGAUCUUUUAAUUUCACAAUCAUUUUUAAAUACAUAUAUUAAACCAGGUGGAUUCUAUGCAUUAUCACAACUUAAUAGAUUAGAUGAUGGUAAUGUAGUUGCAUUCCUACCGGAUUCAAAGAUUAUAUUGAAUGUAGAUAAAGAGACGUAUCAACAACUCGGUCUAAGUGGUAGAGCAUCGAAACUCACAUCAGACUCUAGAUAUAUCAUUGUAUUGGAUUGUAAAUCUAAAGAUUUCCUACCAGAGAGUGCAACAUAUAAACGUAUUCAAUGGUGUUUUAAAGAUCGUUUAUCAACUGUUAGAUUAAUAUCAUUUGCAUUAAAUAAUGAUGGUAAAUUAAAGGAAAUUCAAUUCCCUGAAGGUACAGCCAAUAUAAAGGUUCUACCGAAUAGCCGUCGUCAAUCGGUAGAUAAAUAUAGAGUGCCUGUGUUACACAACUCUGCUGCUGCUGUAGCUUUCGAGCAGUUGGAUAAGCUUAGUCAGUGUGAUUUCAUCAAUGGUUGGAAUGAGUAUAUCGGUAUGAUUCUAUGUGGUGUACAGGCGGACGAGAAAGCAGAGGUUGGUUCGGUUGCACCCGAUGGUAAUGACAGCUAUCGUGUCGGUGAGUGUUUCGUUGGCUCGGUCAGUGGCAUGGUUCAUGGAUUCGCAGAUUCACCCGUAAGUUGGAACCAAAACGAACACGGCUACGAAGUAAAUGGUGACAACGACUAUUCGAUCAUCUUGAACAACAACAACGAAUACUGGACACUUUCAACAAUAAACUCUGCCGACACCUAUAGUUAA